Molecule: messenger RNA, 2019 nt
Organism: Brachypodium distachyon (stiff brome)
Lineage: Eukaryota; Viridiplantae; Streptophyta; Magnoliopsida; Poales; Poaceae
Product: transcription factor TGAL9
Exons: 9
Coding region: 331-1725 (464 amino acids)
Biological process (GO): regulation of DNA-templated transcription; DNA-templated transcription
Molecular function (GO): DNA-binding transcription factor activity; sequence-specific DNA binding
Source: RefSeq, a predicted model, not a curated record
UGCAACCACUCCCCUUAUAUUUCUUGUGCAAGCACUCCACCUCAUGCUACAAGUCCUCCUCCUCCCCUUUGCCAGCUUCCGGUCAGAGGAAUAAGCGACGAAUCCUUCUAGUAACAAGCUAGGGGAUGAUCGAGAAGCUAUAGCUACGAAGUGAGAAAAGGAAUUGCGGCGAAUCGCGGUUACUGGUGAUUAAUUAUAUUUCCGCUGGGUCGAUCGGGGGCGGCGCUCUACAUGUGAAGAACAAGAACAAGGAGCCGGUUCGUGGAUAGGUUUUGCUGGCGGAUUGAGGUGAUUAGUUGAGAAGACAGUAGCUAGCUUGGAGAGUUUUGCAUGGGGGAUAGGCCAUGGCAGCAGCCUCAUGAGCAGCUGGCUGCUUCCUGUUCAGCACACACCGGGAUGAUCCAAGCUUCUUCUGCUGCUGCUGCUACCUCCUCCAUCCAUGGAAACAUCAUCAGAAAGGACCCUGGCGGAGGAUACGACGACAUGGCAGAACUUGAUCAAGCCCUCUUCCUCUAUCUCAACAGCCAGGAUCAAACAUCGGUUCAAGAACAACCACAGACUCUGAACAUCUUCCCUUCCCGGCCGAUGCACGUCGUCGUCGAACCUUCUCCGAGGGCCGCAGCUAACCCGCCGCCGAACGUCGCCGCCGGUUCAUCGAAGCAGCAGCCGUCGAGGCCGGCGGCUCCGGCGCCGGGGAAGAACGGCAAGGCAGCCGUCAAGAGAGAAGGAAGCGGCGGCGGGGGCGGCACGCCGUCGACCUCGGAGCAGGAGGGCCCCAGAACGCCCAACGCCAAGACUCUCAGGAGGCUUGCCCAGAACCGGGAGGCCGCCAGGAAGAGCAGGCUCAGGAAGAAGGCUUACAUUCAAAACUUGGAGACGAGCAGGAUCAGGCUGUCCCAGAUGGAACAGGAGAUGCAAAGAUGCAGCGCUCAGGGUGCAAUCUUGGGCGGUGGAGCUGGCAUCGGAGGACUAAGCCCAGAGGCGGCGUGGUUCGACGGGGAGCACGCUCGGUGGGUGGAGGAGCACGAGAGGAUGAUGCGGCACCUGCGGGCGGCCGUGGAGCUGGACGAUAACAACCUGCAGCAUCAGCAGGGUCAUCAGGACGAUGGAGGGCAGCUGCGGCAGCUGGUGGACGCGGCGGCGGCGCACCACGUGGUGCUGGCGGAGCUCAAGUCGGCCGUGGCCAGGGCCGACGUCUUCCACCUCGUCUCCGGGACGUGGCUCCCCGCCGCAGAGCGCUGCUUCCUCUGGAUCGGCGGCUCCCGCCCCUCCGACCUCGUCAAGGUUGUUUUGCGACACGUGGAGCCGCUGACGGAGCAACAGGUGGCGAGCGUGUGCGACGUGCAGCGGUGGGUGCGGGAGCGGGAGGAGGCGCUGGACCAGGAGCUGCAGGCGGCGCGCCUCUCCCUCUCCGACGUCGUCUGCUCCGACGCCCUGCUGUCCCCUUACCCCGACAUGGCCGCCUACAUGGCCCACAUGUCACUCGCCAUCGCCAACCUCUCCUCCCUCGAAGCCUUCGUCAGACAGGCAGACACGCUGAGGCUGCAGAUGCUGCACAGGCUGCCGCAGAUCCUGACGGCGAGGCAGGCGGCGCGGUGCUUCCUCGCCAUCGCCGACUACUCGCAGCGCCUCCGGGCUCUCAGCUCCCUCUGGCUCGCGCGGCCGCGCCAGGGCCAGGGUGGCCAGCCCACCCCGCCCGGCGCCGGCGGCCGGAUCCACCCAUAAAUUUCUACAUCCCCCUUAGCUAGCUGCAUACACACACACCUAGAACAGAUUGUUUAGAUUCACAGUAUAUAGAGAUGAUCAGAUGAUGAUCCAUUUCUUGCUGCUUUGACGAGAGCUUGGUUAGUUUGUGUAAUUGUGUAUAUAUAUCAAGAGUAAGUUCCAAUGCGUACUAGCUGAUAACUAGCUAGGCAGUAUAAAAAUAAGAGCUGCUUCAUCCAGACACGAUGGAGUUGGCUUUGUGAAUGAUCUUAUUGCCAGUUAAAAGAAUCAACAGGACACACUGUAUUGCUGUUA